AUGCAUCAUUAUGGUUACCCAUCUGCUGCUUACCUGGGCGACGCUGAGAUCAUAGAGCUGCUCAUCCUGUCAGGGGCACGAGUGAAUGCCAAAGAUAAUAAAUGGCUCACUCCUCUUCAUCGGGCCGUAGCUUCCUGUAGUGAGGAGGCUGUGCAGGUGCUGCUGAAACACUCGGCGGAUGUGAAUGCACGGGAUAAGAACUGGCAGACGCCGCUGCAUGUGGCCGUGUCCCAUAAAGCCGUGCGCUGCGCAGAGGCGUUAGUCCCAUUGCUAAGUAACGUCAACGUGUCGGACCGCGCCGGACGUACGGCUCUACACCACGCGGCCUUCAGCGGACACCUGGAGGUGAAUGAGAAGGGCUUCUCCCCGCUGCACUUCACCGCUGCAUCCCGCCAGGGGGCGCUCUGUCUUGAGCUGCUCAUCGCCAACAGAGCCAACGUCAACAGCAAGAGUAAAGAUGGUAAAACUCCUCUCCACAUGGCAGCCAUUCACGGGCGAUACUCCAGAUCACAGGCCAUCAUUCAGAACGGCGCAGAGAUCGACAGCGAGGACGAGAACGGAAACUCUCCACUUCAUAUAGCGGCUCGUUACGGUCACGAGCUGCUCAUCAACACUCUCAUAACUAACGGUGCAGACACGGCAAAGCGGGGCAUCCACGGUAUGUUCCCGCUGCAUCUGGCGGCUCUGAGCGGAUUUUCAGACUGCUGCUGGAAACUGCUCUCCUCAGGUUUUGAUGUCGACACGCCGGAUGACUUUGGCAGGACGUGUUUGCAUGCUGCAGCUGCAGGAGGGAAUCUGGAGUGUUUAAAUCUGUUGCUCAACACAGGUGCGGACUUUAAUAGGAAAGACAGAUUUGGGAGGAUGGUGCUGCAUUACGCUGCUGCUAACUGUAACUAUCAGUGUGUGUUUGCUCUGGUGGGCUCCGGGGCCAGUGUGAACGAGCGGGACGUCAGGGGCCGCAGUCCACUGCACUACACCGCUGCCGCAGACUCGGACGGCAAGUGUCUGGAGUAUCUGUUGAGGAAUGAUGCGAAUCCAGCUCUCAGGGAUAAAGACGGAUACAGCGCCGUUCACUACGCCUCAGCGUACGGCCACCGAGUGUGUCUGGAGCUGAUCGCCAAUGAAACACCGUUAGAUGUGCUGACAGACACGUCUGCAUCAAGCAUCCUACAUGACACAGACAUCCAGCCUCCCAUCAGCCCUUUACACCUAGCGGCGUAUCACGGUCACCAUCACGCUCUGGAGGUUCUGGUGCAGUCUCUGCUGGAUCUGGAUGUGAGGACGCCGCAGGGUCACACGGCUCUCAGUCUGGCGGCGUUUAAGGGUCACGUGGAGUGUGUGGAUAUUCUGAUCAAUCAGGGCGCGUCCAUGAUGCUGAAGGACUACACACACAAGAGGAGCGCCGUACACUCCGCAGCCAUGAACGGUCACUCUGAGUGUCUGCGUCUGCUCAUCCACAGCAGUGACCAGCAGACGGCCGUCAGCAUGCGUGAUGGGAAGGGACAGACUCCUCUGAUGUUGGCGGUUCUGGGUGGACACACAGAUUGUGUGUAUCUUCUGUUGAGUGAAGGAGCCGGUGUGGAGGCCAGCGAUAAAUGGGGCAGGACGGCCCUCCACCGCGGGGCAGUGAUGGGUCACCAGGGGUGUGUGGAGGCGCUGUUGCAGCACGGCUCCAGUCUGCUGGUUCAGGACAGCAGGGGGCGCUCUCCUAUGCACCUGGCGGCUGCCUGCGGUCAUGUGGGGGUCCUGAGGGCCCUUCUGAAGGCCCAGAAGACCGUCCUCGUCCUCAAGGACAACUGUGGUUACACACCGCUGCACUGGGCCUGUUAUAACGGUCAUGAUGCGUGUGUGGAGCUGCUGUUAGAGUACGAUGUGUUUCACAGGCCGGAGGGAAACUCCUUCAGUCCGCUGCACUGCGCCGUUAUUAGUGAUAAUGAGUCUGCGGCUGAGAUGCUGAUAGAGACUUUAGGUCCUGCGGUUGUAAACGCCACCGACUCUCAGUCCAGGACUCCGCUUCACGCCGCGGCGUACACCGAUCACGGGGAGUGUCUGCAGCUGCUGCUGGGUCACAACGCUCAGGUCAAUGCCAUCGACAUGCUGGGAAAAACAGCGCUCAUGAUGGCCGCCGAGAACGGACAAACUAACGCCGUCGAGGUGCUGGUGAGCAGCGCUAAAGCUGAUAUGACAUUACAGGACGCUCACAGAAACACAGCCCUGCAUCUGGCCUGCAGUAAGGGACAUGAAACCAGUGCCUUGUUAAUUCUUGAGAAGGUGACGGACAGAAACCUCAUAAACUGCACAAAUGCCGCGCUGCAGACGCCGCUGCACGUCGCUGCUCGUCACGGACUGACGGUGCUCGUACAGGAGCUGCUGGGUAAAGGAGCCAGUGUCCUCGCCGUGGAUGAGAACGGUUACACUCCAGCUUUGGCUUGCGCCCCAAACAAAGACGUGGCCGACUGUUUGGCUCUGAUCCUCUCCUCCAUGAUGCCCAUCUCUCCCAGCAGCACCGGCACCAUGUCCAGCCUCACCUUUACCACCAUCAACCACUACUCCAGCCCAUCCAAGACCGUGACCUUUGACCCUUUACCUGUGCUGCGCUCCAAGCACGUCUCCUACCGCAAAUUCAACAGCCUUGGCCGCGAGGACGGCCUCAUCAUCCCCGAUGACGAACUCAACGAUUCAGACUCAGAAACGUACUGAAAACACACCCCCUCCCGCCCCUCAGUGUCUUAAUCUAACACCUCAUUGGCUGAAAGGUGACUAUAUGCUAAUUAGGGUCGUCCCUUUAUGACCGGUGUGGCCGAAGUCUCAGGAGAAAGUGGAAAAACAGGAAAAUAAUGCCACAGAAAUGGCCCACACUACAGUCCAGUUUGUUUAUUCUCUACAGUAUCGAGCUGUUUGAACCCUCAAGCAUGACUAAAACUCAUUAUUUUAAAGCCAAGUUCAUUUUAUGAGAAGCAAACGGCUCAUAUUGACAGCUGUGGGACUGUAAUUCCCAGCAUUCAUGUGAAACACGAGGAGGCGAAACUAAACUAAAGACGUCAGGGACCAAGAGCUGCAGACUCUACUUUUAUCCCCGUUUGUGCAUGAAGAUUGGAUUUGGGUUUGCAUCACCAUGGAUUAUUUAUUAUGAAAAAAUGAAGAGCAAAAAAAGCCUUUCAGGCUUCAAACGGAGUAUUUAUUCCUCUGCUGUUGUGAGGAAUUAUAGCGUUCUUCCUGCUGUGUGUGAGAGAGAUUGUGAAUUUGAAUGUGUGUGUGUGUGUGUGUGUGAUUAUUUUAUAAGAGUUUA
Sinocyclocheilus anshuiensis is the source of this 3289-nucleotide messenger RNA. Its product is annotated as serine/threonine-protein phosphatase 6 regulatory ankyrin repeat subunit A-like. The record is from RefSeq and is a predicted model, not a curated record. The coding region runs from base 1 to 2700 and encodes 899 amino acids. Gene Ontology annotation, biological process: cellular response to tumor necrosis factor. Gene Ontology annotation, cellular component: cytosol. Gene Ontology annotation, molecular function: NF-kappaB binding. Lineage: Eukaryota; Metazoa; Chordata; Actinopteri; Cypriniformes; Cyprinidae. The transcript has 25 exons.